AAUGGAGGGACUAGUGGACGUCGCUUCCCUUCGGGCUUUCUGGGGGCUGCACAUUUGGGCAGAGCUUCUACAAGCGCGUCUACGAUAGAGGCGAUUUAGGGAGGACAUCAACGGAUCUCAUCAUCAGCCAGACAUGAGUUUUGUUUACUAUUGAGGGUGAACAUAUUGUCUGAAGACGUGAAAUUAACAAUGUACGGGUGGAGCUGCGGUUUGUUUAAUAAAACAUGAAGGGCACCGCUUCGUACACUGUGGUCCCAAUUUAUGGGGUGAUUUAUCGCUUUGGAUGCUUGAGCAUCAUGACCCACUGACGUUUCCGAAGAGAGCGCAUUGUUUCGGAUCUCAGAGGUGACAACAGAAUGCCAUUCCAAUGAGGUGAUAUCUUAAUAUGAAUUAAGAUAUCAUGAAUAUCUUAGAUAAUUAUGAAUAUUUGCUGGUGAGGGACAAACCUUGCUGUUUUGGUGUCAAGUGGCAUGGCAUUGACUCUUCACAGAGCGUGUUUAUGCAACCGACGUGUUAGGCAUGUUUGCUGUAUAAUUGUAUUGUAUGUGCUGUAGCAUACAUAACCUAUUAAUAAUUGCGAUUAUUACUGAAGCUUUCAUUUUUCUGCACAUUAGGACCAUCCAUACACUGCUGGUUGGCUGAUGAAGCAAUUGACAAGAUAUUAGGCUAUAUUUUCUGGAAUCUAGGCCACAUAUUGGGAAAACCAGCACGAUUUCAACCAUGUCGAAAGCUGCCACAAAAGAGAAGAAAUCCUUCAGCAAGAAGCUUUUCCGGAGGGGCUCGGUGCGCUCCGUGGGGAGCUUUAUGAACCGAGUUCUCCGGACUCUUUCCACUUUGUCCCACUUCGGUAACGAGGAGCAUGCAGCCGACGAUGAGAAGGACGACGCAACUUUCAUCCAGACCACAACAGGGGGUUCGGUCCCCUCUGACGAUAGCGACUGCGGCGGAUUUCUCUUCGGGGACAAGGUCCCCGGAGUUGCAGGACUCAAGAACCAUGGCAACACUUGCUUCAUGAACGCUAUUUUACAAUGCUUGAGCAAUACCGAGCUCUUUGCCGAAUAUCUAGCCUUAGAACAGUUUCGCGGAGAGGAAGUUAACGACAAAGCAAAGUCGAAUGGUUUGUUGUUGCAAAAGAAGCCACCGCAGGAUACAGGUGAAGUCACUGAACAACUUUCGGGCCUGGUGAGAGCGCUGUGGACCUUUGAGUACACCCCACAACAUAGUCGGGAAUUCAAGAACGUGGUGUCGAAGAGCGCCCUGCAGUUCCGUGGCAACGCCCAGCACGACGCCCAGGAGUUCCUGCUGUGGCUGCUGGAUCGCGUUCACGAGGACCUCAACAACAUCGUCCACCCCUGCAGCAGGCCGCCCAGGAAGCCUACAAUAGAAGAUGAGGCUGUCCCUGAAGGAUCUCCAAUGCCAGCACCCGGGUCCUUCGUCCAGGAGCUGUUCCAGGCUCAAUACAGGUCUUCUCUGACGUGCCCACACUGCCAGAAACAGAGCAACACCUUUGACCCCUUCCUCUGUAUCUCACUGCCCAUCCCGGUACCACACACUCGGCCGCUGUAUGUGACGGUGGUUUAUCAGGGAAAGUGCUCCCACUGCAUGAGGGUGGGAGUCGCUGUGCCUCUGUCCAGCACCGUGUCCAGACUGAGGAAAGCUGUGGCCCAGGAGACCAAAAUUCCUACUGAACAGAUUGUCCUUACUGAAAUGUACUUUGACGGCUUUCAUCGCUCGUUCUGCGACGAUGAGGACGACCUUGAGAUCAUUCAGGAGAGCGACUCCAUCUUUGCCUUUGAAACACCUGAGCUGUUCAGACCUGAGCAGAUCCGAUCACUAAGGGGAAGUCCACAUGUGAACCAGAACAACCUGAAGUAUGGCACCGACAACAACAGGAUGUCCUCACAAAUCCAGGAGGCUGUGACGCCGCCCCAGAGUCCUAAUAAGAACAGUGGGCAGGCUGACAAGAUCGUUCUCCUGGUGUGCAACAGGGCCUGUGCCGGACAGCAAGGCCGCAGGUUUGGAAAUCCGUUUGUGCUGUACUUGGAGCGCACAGUGACCUGGGAUGUUCUCCAGAAGGAGAUUCUGGAGAAGAUGAGACAUCUUUUGCGUCCGGGAGUGCAUAUUCAGGUUGGCCCAUUCAGUCUGCGUGUCGUGGGUGUGGUUGGAAUCACCUAUCUGUUGCCCCAAGAAGAGCAGCCGUUGUGUCACCCCUCAGUGGAGAGAGCAUACAAGUCUUGUGGACCUGGAGGCCCGCCUCAUGUGAAGAUCGUGGUGGAAUGGGACAAGGAGACUAAAGACUACCUGUUCAAACGCACCGAGGAGGAGUACAUCCCGGACUCUGAGAGUGUGCGUCAGAUGAAGGAGCAGCACCUGCUGCCACAGACCUGCUCCAUCGCACAGUGUUUCCAGCUCUACACCAAAGAGGAACAGCUGGCUCCGGACGACGCCUGGCGGUGUCCACACUGCAAGCAGCUGCAGCAAGGCAGCAUCAAGCUGAGCCUCUGGACCCUGCCAGACAUUCUCAUCCUCCACCUCAAACGCUUCAGACAGGAUGGAGACAGGAGGAUGAAGAUGCAGAACAUGGUGCGUUUCCCCCUGUUGGGCAUGGACAUGGCGCCCCACAUGGUGAAGAGGAGCCAAAGCAGCUGGAGCCUGCCCUCACACUGGUCGCCGUGGAGACGGCCUUAUGGGAUGGGCCGUGACCCCGAGGAUUACCUGUAUGACCUGUACGCCGUGUGUAACCACCACGGGACCAUGCAGGGAGGACAUUACACAGCUUACUGUAAGAAUUCCAUUGAUGGCCAGUGGUACUGCUUCGACGACAGCGAUGUGCAAGCCAUCGCAGAUGACGAAGUUUGCAAGCAGACUGCCUACAUCCUGUUUUAUCAGAGGCGAGCCACAAUUCCAUCCUGGUCUGCGAACAGUUCUGUGGCAGGUUCCACCAGCUCGUCUCUGUGUGAGCACUGGAUCAGCCGGCUGAUGGGGAGCCGGCCGCCCAGCCAGGCCUCAUCCGGAUCGUCAAGACGCACGUCCUUAGCUUCCCUCUCCGAGUCGGCCGAGUUUGCGGGCGAGCGCAGCGAAGACGAUGGCCUCUCUCUCUCCACUCGCCCGGCGAUGCGGAGCGUUCCCCGGCAGACCUUCUCGUCGCGCUCGUCCAUGGCCAGCCCCCUGGCCCUGAGCGAGAACGGCACCAAGCCCUCUUGGUCGCUGUCGUCCAAGCUCCACCUGCGCUCCAACUCCCCCUCCCGCUUCUCCCUGGAGUCUCACUCGUCCUCGCCCACCCUGGAGAGGAUAGGCGAGGCGGCUGAUGACAAGACCUCCUGCUACAGUGGCUCGGGCAAGCUGGACAGGCCUCCUGGAGGUAAGACCCUAGUGGCUUUGGAAGGUACUGCGGGUGCUAAGAGGCUCCAGGAGCAGUCCCAACCCAGGGCAGCGGGCCAGGCCGAGCCCAGGUCCGCCAGCCAGGCCAUGGACAACAAUAACGUGACCACAGCCCCAGAGCAGGCCAGUCCAGGGCAUGGCGCCAUCUCCAAGGAGACCAAGCAGCGAGGCACUGGAGGAGGAGGAGGAGACAGCGGGGGGGCGAAGAGGAGCACGGGGAAGUCUGCUCAGGAGGCUGAGAGGAGCCCCAAGAAGCACAGUUCUCCCACGCCUGACCGGUCGCCCUCAAGGUCGCACACCAAGAGCACGACCGCCGCCGCCUACUCCUCUAAGGACAAAAGCGACGCUCCCGCCAAAACCAGCAAGACCGCGUCUUCCAAAACAGCCACGCCGGCAAAGAAGGGGACGGGCCACGCCCAGGAGACGCUGCAGCCUGACUCGGCACAGCAGAAGAAGAGAGGCAGUUCGCCGGGCUCCCGGAGCGCCCCCCCGCCGAGGAAGACGUCCCCCAGAGGGGUAGCAGAGAAGAGCUCAGCGCCCGGCAGGGUGAGAGCAGCUGAACGCAGCACCAGCCGGGAGGCCUCGCGGCCCGGCGCAGCGCCAGAGAAAGGGGUGGGCCAUGGCGGGCCCUCCUCGAGGGCGAGCGGAGGAGCGGCGCGGGGCGGGGACGCAGGCCGGGGGACGGAGGGUAGGCCUGGGGGGCGGAGCUCCAGCAGCAGCUCGUCCAUAACCAGCCUUCGAUCGCCGAGCGUGGGCGUUCCGUCCGCCAACGCGGCUCCGCCCCCACAGAGGGCCCCCCGGAGGAACAGCAAGACGGAGGACAAAGGCUUGUCCUUCUUCAAAAGGCAGAAAGAGACACGCAGAUCGACGGAGGGGAAGACCUCCAGCGCCGCCAAGGCAGGGGGAGGAGAGGCCAGGGGAAGCCCAGAGGAAGGGGACCUGGCCGGGGACGGGGAAGGGGACAGGGCCGGCAGGAGGUCCCAGCAGGGGGCGUCAGAGGCCCAGAAGAACACGGCCUCGGUGAAAGACAAGGAGUCCUCUAAGACGUCUACCCCAGCCAAGCGCUCGCUUCUGUCCUCCGCCAAGUCCAAGUCUUCGGGAGCUGACGCGUCCACACAGGCCAACGGGAAAGACCCUCACAAAAAGACCAUGCCUUCUAGAAAGAUCCCCAUCAACUCUACGCGGACCACCCACAAGUCCAAGUGAAACGUCCGGUGCGGACCCCAGUGACUCGACAGUGCAGCUAGAAUGUUUCUCGACCAACUUCACUGAUCUCCUUGGGGGAGAUGGACCAAUCGAAGCAUCGCCGGCUCAUAAAUCGUCUAUGAUUGGCCGCUGCCACAAAUGACAUGUUCGUCACUGUUCACUUUAUUAAAUGAUUCUAUA
This is a messenger RNA of Hypomesus transpacificus, 4767 nucleotides long. RefSeq names its product ubiquitin carboxyl-terminal hydrolase 31-like. The transcript is spliced from 16 exons. The record is from RefSeq and is a predicted model, not a curated record. The coding region runs from base 721 to 4587 and encodes 1288 amino acids. Lineage: Eukaryota; Metazoa; Chordata; Actinopteri; Osmeriformes; Osmeridae. Gene Ontology annotation, molecular function: cysteine-type deubiquitinase activity. Gene Ontology annotation, biological process: protein deubiquitination.